AUGGCCAUCCCAAGGCUCCCCUCUCCCCACGGCGACCGGGCGACAAGCCCCGGCCCCGUCCCCUGCCCUCGCCUCCCGGCCCGGGGUCACCUCUGCGCCACAGCCCGGGGACACCGGCUCCCGUCGCCGCCGCCGCCGCCUCCACACACCGCAGUGAGGGUGGUCAGCGGCCAUCCCUCCCGCCAUUCCCGCCGUCUCCUCACGGCCCAGAGGCCGCCGGGCCCUGAGGCGGGAGCGCACACACCUACCGUCUCCUUGGCCGCGGCCGCCACCGGGAUGGGGAGCACCGCCGCCCCGGCCCGGCCCGGUUGGGCCCACCCCACCGCCUCCGCCUCCCUCCCUGCCCGGGGUGGCCGGGGGGCGGCCCUGGCCCGGGGGCAGGAGGAAGGAAAGGCUUCCACCCAACGCUGGCUCGCCUCCAAACCCUCACGGCUGGAGGUGAACCUCAAGACCGGUCACCGUUUCCCCGCCAAGGCUGGCCUAAAAGCAUCCCGGGAUCCUCCUUAUCCACAGGGGGACGAAGCUCCGUCGCUCCCGUGGAACCUGGUGAUGUCCCAGCCCGUUCCCAAAGCCUUGGGAGCCCUUGGUGCGUCCCCGAUACACGGCCGAAGGAAAUCCUGCACGAGAACACACCUUAUUUCACUCAGACUUGCAGUGCUCUGAAAGGUUCUCACUGUCACUUCAGCACGUUCUGCUCAUCUUGCUGAAAGCAGCCAACCAUGUUUUCUUGUCCAAAUCUAGGAAGGAUCUGGAACUGACCAUGAUAAACAG
Calidris pugnax (ruff) is the source of this 771-nucleotide messenger RNA. RefSeq names its product formin-like protein 18. Lineage: Eukaryota; Metazoa; Chordata; Aves; Charadriiformes; Scolopacidae. The transcript is spliced from 3 exons. The coding region runs from base 1 to 663 and encodes 220 amino acids. The record is from RefSeq and is a predicted model, not a curated record.